UUUAGGUGUUUAUCCUCUGUCCACCGGUCCGCGUACGAGUUCAGACAGGUCUGCGAGUAGUACGCAGAGCAGCCGUACGUAUGCAACGUUGAUGAAACGAGAACGAACCUGAGAUCUGCGUACGGCUCAAUUCGAAUUGUUUAUUCGCGUUUAUGUUAAUACCGUUUACUUGUCGCUGGAUCAUAUUCAAGUAAGAAAUGGAAGCUAGCUUCACGCAGUGGCGCGACUCUUCGGGUUACCGGGUGGAAGGUGAUUCCGUCGUCAUCUCCGAUAGCGACGAGGAAAAUGACUUCAUCAACGAUUCGAGGAAGAUCAUCAGCCGAAUCAUUGACGAGAGCAAUGAUUUCAACGUGUCGCCGGAAGUCACGCCGAAAAAGAAUAUGAAAUUUAGUGAUGAUGAUGAUGAUGAUACACCAAUCGUUCGUCCAGUCAAAAACUGUAUUAAAAAGACAAAGAACUAUAAUAUAGAUACUGAUAACAGUGAUUAUGAACAGAUCAGUAAUUAUGAAGAAGAUGAAUAUCAUUCGAUUAAUAACAUGAAUAAUUCCGAAUCAGAUAUUUCGAUUUCAUAUUCACCAACUAAAAGCAAGGGUAAAAAACGAAAAGACGUUACACAUGAUAAUACUAAAGAAGAUAUAAAAGAGUUGAGACCUAAUUCUUCUAGUGAUUCUCUAAAUAAUGUGAGCUUUCUUACUGAUAAUUCAGACGGAGAAAUUAAUACUGAUGAAAUAGCAAAGAAAGAUGAAGCAUUUCCUGAAGUGACUGCCAAGUUUGAUUCACUUAUUAAUAUGAACUUGCUUACUGAUAAUUCAGAUGAGGAAAAUAAUAUCGAUGAAAUAGCAAAGAAAGAUGAAGCAUUUCCUGGAGUGACUAUCGAGUUGGAUUCAGAUUCUACUUCUGGACAAAACAGCGAUUCCGAAUUUGCAAAAACUUUUGCAAAAAAAGAAAUUGGUGUUGGAAAUAUAGAUCCGUUACACGCGCAAAAAAGAGCGCUUGCUGUUUUUAAAUUAGAGCAGCUUAAAGAUGAGACAGCCAAGAUGAAAUUAUUACUCACUGAAGGAAAUGUCGAAAUACUACCUGAUAAAGGACAAAAAUUACAAGAAUGCAUACGCCAGAAAGAAAAAGAAAUGGAGACAUUGACAUACGAAUUAGAAAAUAAUCCUUUGAUACCACUUAAUGAUCGAAAAACUGAAACAGAAGAAAAAUCAUAUUUAAUGAAAAAAGAGAUACCAUUUCUUAAAGAUGAGUCAGACUCAGAUUAUUUACCAUCAGAUCAUUCACCGUUAGAACGGUCACUGUCAGAUCAUUCAUUAACAGAUCAUUCGGAUCAUUCUUCAUAUUUGGGUAUCAACAAUAUACCAAUGAGACCUACCACAUCUCCCGAAUUAAAGGAAUUGGGCAAAAAAGCGCAAGCGACAAUGGAUAAGGAACUGGCUUUAACAGUUGAGCGAUUGCAGGAUUUGCACGGAUCGCUUGUAGCUCGUCCAUUAGAAUCAGAAAAAAUGGAAGACCCAAGGGGAUUAAAAGUGCAAUUAAUGCCACACCAACAGCAUGCUCUCGCUUGGCUUCUAUGGCGGGAAGGGCAAAAACCGUCCGGUGGUGUUUUAGCUGAUGAUAUGGGUUUGGGCAAGACCUUGACCAUGAUUGCUUUAAUCAUGAUCACUCUUGCUAAAGAAGAUCCUGACAACCAAAGUGAUGAUAAUGAUGAUGAUGACGAAAAAUGGAGUAGCGAAAAAAAACCUUUACGUCACAAAGGUGGUACUUUAGUGGUAUGUCCCGCCUCCUUAUUGUCACAAUGGGAAAGUGAAGUGCAGAGCAAGUGUAAACGCGGUCUGUUGUCUAUUGAGGUACAUCAUGGCAGCAAUCGACAAACUGUUCCUAAGAGAUUGGCGAAAAAUGAUAUAGUUAUCACAACCUAUAAUAUACUAGCUCGAGAAUACAAAACUAAUUCUACUUUAUAUAAGAUCAACUGGAAGAGAGUUAUACUUGAUGAAGCUCAUAUAGUAAGAAACCACAAGAGUCAACAGUCUGAAGCAGUCUGUGGACUCGUAGCGAGCAAACGAUGGGCUCUCACUGGCACGCCUAUACAAAAUAAGGAAUUAGAUUUAUACGCUCUUCUGAAGUUUCUUAGAUGUUCACCGUUCAACGAUCUACGCGUUUGGAAGCGAUGGGUAGACAAUAAGAACGCUGCGGGUCAUCAAAGAUUGGCGACGGUCAUGAAGACAUUAAUGUUGCGAAGAACUAAACAAGAAUUGAUGGCAAAAGGCGAGUUAGAAAGUUUACCUGACAAAUUUAUUGAGGAAGUGGUUGUGCAACUUGACCGUCAAGAGCAAUUAGUGUACGAAAAAAUUCUAGUUUAUUCGCGUACUCUAUUCGCACAAUUCUUAGCUCAACGCGCGGAGAAAGAACAUAUGUUCGAUUUACAUCAUGGAAAGUAUAAUAGGCCUGCUUAUCUUUCAAACCCAAAUAAAGAGACUCAAUUUACGAAAGCGCAAAACAAAUUGUUGGCGAUGCAUGCCGACGUAAAAACGCACGAGAUUUUAGUGCUUUUACUACGAUUGCGUCAGGUAUGUUGCCACCCGGCAUUGAUCCAUGCAAUGCUGGAUCAGGAAGACGUGAAACAAAGUGGCAUAAUGGAUAUGGAAAACUUGAAUCCCGAUUUAUUGUCUCGAAUGAACAACAUAUCACUUAAUGGAAUCGAUGAAGAUGAUGCAGAAGAAAGAAACAUUGGUAUUGAUGAAAGAAUAACAGAAAAUUUACUCACUGCAGAGAAUCCGGUGUUUGAUGAUGAUCGUAUUAGUUCGAAGAUGCGGAAACUACUUGAUACAGUUAAAGAAAUUUUACAAAAAGGUAACGAUAAACUUAUCAUUGUUUCGCAAUGGGCAAUGUUGUUAGAGGUCAUAGCAUCACACUUGUCCUCGAUAAAAGGUGCUACAUAUAGCAAAUUUACUGGAAGUGUCGCCAUUAAAGAUCGACAAAAUGUAAUAGAAUCUUUUAACAGACCAAAUUCAGGACCGAGAAUCUUGUUGUUGUCUCUUACGGCUGGCGGAGUGGGAUUAAACUUGGUAGGCGGUAACUAUUUAUUACUAUUCGAUAUUCAUUGGAAUCCACAGUUAGAGUCACAGGCGCAAGAUAGAAUUUAUCGUUUUGGUCAAAAAAAAAAUGUCUACGUCUACAAAUUUGUUUGUGUUAACACAAUAGAAGAGCGUAUAAAAGCAUUACAAGAACGAAAACUUGAGAUAGCGAAGAAUGUACUGACUGGCGACAAGGCUGCAGUAGGAAAGCUUACACUAAACGAUCUUAAAUCGCUAUUCGGCUUUUAAUCCAUUUCAUAAUAGAAUUAACAAUAGUGCUUUAUGUUAUAUAAGAAUAUUGUAUUUAAUUUUAUUUAGUCAUAAUUCUAUAGAAUCUAUUUUAUUUAAGUGUAAAAUGUUUUCUACAUAAAAAUAUUUAAUAAUAAUUUUAAAAAGUUUUUGUAACAAUACAUAUUAUUAAAUGAGAUAGAUAUAUCGCUAUGUUAAU
Molecule: messenger RNA, 3522 nt
Organism: Solenopsis invicta (red fire ant)
Lineage: Eukaryota; Metazoa; Arthropoda; Insecta; Hymenoptera; Formicidae
Gene: lds
Product: transcription termination factor 2
Exons: 12
Coding region: 198-3323 (1041 amino acids)
Molecular function (GO): ATP binding; ATP-dependent chromatin remodeler activity
Source: RefSeq, a predicted model, not a curated record